GGCGAAGCGGACGACGGGGACCUCAUGGUGGUGCACGGACGGUUCUGGGGUCAGACCGCGUUGCUCCAUGCAGUCUUUUCGGCGGUCAUUUCUGCGAUCAAGAAUGACAUGCAUCAGAAUCUGGUUUGGUCGGUUCUUGUUGAGACGUCCAUCACCUACCACGUGCACGCGAUCGGCUUGCAGUACGCGCGUUUCUCCCCCGCCCACGGCCUGCUCAUGGAAGUGGACCCGAGCGACGACUUCAGAGUACGCGACGCAGUCAACGACCUGGUGGACGACCGCUGGAGCUUCUGGACGGAAACACCCGCGGCCGAACAUGCCAUCAUAUUGAUCAGCCGUAUCCGAUGCAUCCAGACAGUGGUCAG
Prorocentrum cordatum is the source of this 365-nucleotide messenger RNA. Lineage: Eukaryota; Dinophyceae; Prorocentrales; Prorocentraceae. The record is from the annotation of a GenBank genome assembly.